This is a messenger RNA of Lasiodiplodia theobromae, 1629 nucleotides long. RefSeq names its product Rni-like protein. The coding region runs from base 1 to 1629 and encodes 542 amino acids. The transcript is spliced from 7 exons. Lineage: Eukaryota; Fungi; Ascomycota; Dothideomycetes; Botryosphaeriales; Botryosphaeriaceae. The record is from RefSeq and is a predicted model, not a curated record.
AUGCCGCUCGAAGUGCCCGAGGAUGUCCUGUACAUUCUGUGCGACAAACUCGCUGAUGCCAAGGAUUUUGAUACUCUGUUCCAAUGCGCUCUUACCGCCAAACGCUUUGCCGUGCCAGCCUUGACAACUCUCUAUCGCCAUCACGAUGCUUCCCCCGUUAUCGGUGGAGGCGGAGACGGCCAACCUCCUCCGAAGGUGCAGAAGUGGUCGAUUAUGUGGCGCUCCAUCAUCGCCUCAAGUCUCGAGGCCACCGCUUUCCCAUAUUGCCGAUAUAUCAAGACUCUGGAUUUUCGCGAUUUGAUUGUGCUCUUGGAGCUCUUUCAAGAUCCGCGAUUCAUGCGCAAAGAUAUCAUCAAAGAUUUCUUUUCGGGAGAAAUGUCUGGAUUCAAGAUCAUGAACAAGGUUGGAAGGAAGGGAGUCUUAGAUGUCAGCGCAACUGUCGAGGCUAUCGGAGACGCCAUGACUCCGCACACGCCAUUUGUUGAGGUCAUCACUGGAAAUGUCAAGGCCAGCGCACUCAUCAAGUGGCCACCAAGGCUCCCGCGAUUGACCUCGCUACAGCUGUGGGCAGGCGAUGCGCUCAGCGAUCCUAAAGCACAAGAUGCCAUCAUCGAGCAUUGUCCAAAAUUUAAUGCUCUCAGCUUCUACAUCUGGAUUGGCGAAGCUGCCGACCAACAGCUCGCUUCUUUCCUCUCUGGGCUGCAACCCCAACAGCUGAAAUACUUCGAGACAAUCAGCCAUGCCGACCUCGGUGAGGGGGCAUUACUAUCACUUAGCUCCCACGGCCAGUCUCUCAAAAACUUGAAAAUGGCCUUGCGACCCAGUACCAUAGCACAUCUCGGUCUGCUCAAGACUUGCACGGCGCUUGAGAGCUUGGAACUCGAAUAUUCCAAUUCCCGAGAGAACCCGCUUGACCUUGAGGCUACGCAACAUGAUGUCUUCGUCGAAGUUCAACAAUGGCUGCGUGAGUGCAAGAACCUGAACAGCCUGCUAUUCAGCGGUAUUGUCUCCGCCCUCAAGCUGGUGACGCCUGUCCUUCUUCAGCACGAAAUCAAGCUUUCUCACCUUAGUGUCGACUGUUACGAGGCACACAAUGCAGCAGAAUUCCACCGAGCUUUGACACACCAGACAAGCCUGCAGUGGCUUCAGCUGACGGCUGACUCAGACGCAAUGACUAGAGAUGAUAUUGAUCUUGUCGUCGAGACACUUACACAGCUGGAGCAACUGAGGCAUAUCAAGCUCAUUGGAGUGUCGGACUACUUUAAUGACGAACAUAUCAUUGCACUUGCAAGAAGCUUGCCUCAUCUGGACGAUGUCUACUUCACCGGUCUCCAGGUCGGCGAUGCCAUUCUUGCUGACCUCGCUAAGCUUAGAGACCUUCGCCGUCUUGAGGUUGCUUCGAUAAGCACGUUUACCUUCGAAGGGUUACUAGAUUUUGCAGAACGACUCGGACCUGGCAAUCGGGGGAUUGAGUUCAGGGUGGAAGCUGCGGCGCCAGAAAGCAAGCUUUCGGACGAAGAGCUGCAGGUCAUCAACCAGCAAUUAGCCGCAAAGGUGGACGGCAAGUUGGAAUGGGUGCUAUACAGAGAUCCGCAGGAGGAACAGAUUGACGAGUCCGAUUCGGAUUAA